Molecule: messenger RNA, 3627 nt
Organism: Drosophila obscura
Lineage: Eukaryota; Metazoa; Arthropoda; Insecta; Diptera; Drosophilidae
Exons: 3
Coding region: 142-3555 (1137 amino acids)
Source: RefSeq, a predicted model, not a curated record
UGCCAAAAUAGACGUAGGGGGUCGCCCUAAAAAAACGAAACAAAAAACGAAAAUCAUAUAUUUUUGUAAAAAUCGUUCUCGUUUUCCUUUGCAAACUUUCGCUGAAAAUCUCAAGCUCCUUUUAGAAGAGUAUAUGUACAUAUGAAGAGCAAUCGCGAAAAGGGCUGCCGCAUUCUCUUCGAGCGCCAGGAACGCAUCUCGAUAGAGAAGGGCCAGCGCAUCUCUAUUAAAAACACCAAAACCGAGGUGAGUGAGCUCUUUCGUCGCACAGCGGGUAAUUUAGAAGCGGAGGGUGCAUCGGCCAUCAGCAACAAGGAAUUGCGGGCCCGGCAGAAGGUGUGCGAGCUGAACCAGCGGAUCAAUCGUGAAAUAGACCAGCUGAAGCUCUUACGCCAUAAUAUUCUACCAAAACCCGUCAAGUCCGAAGCUUCAGAGUCAAAUAUGGAGCUGCACGAUAAUAAAGCCGCCGCGCGACAGACGGCUGAAAACCAAUCCAGUGUCACUCAUGACCGACACCCAAGCGACACAGAAUUUUCCCAAGAAGACAUAGAUUUCAUGAGCUUUCGCACAGUGGGCCUGAAAAAAAACAACAGGCGGGCUGAAGGUGGCUGCAAUUACAUUCCCCGGCAAAAGGACAAGACUUACGACCAGUAUACACAGUCCGUGUAUCAGUGUGAUUACGGAAACCCCUCAAGAUGCAUCACCUGUUUUCCCGUUGCACAGCGACAGUUUCAAGAUAAUAACAACUGCGUAUGCUGCACGCUGCGGCCAAGUGUUCCCAUACCCGUAUUGGCCGAUCCGUGCUGUCAGUAUCAGCCAAGCUGGGCGUGUGUCACUUCAUGUCCGCGAACGGCGACCGACCUUCACACUGAGGACUUUUGUCGCAAUUGGUGUGCCUGCAUCAUGCCCGAUAGUACCCUGAGAAGCAAACAGAAGAGCCCCCGUGCUCCGGAGGAGCGAAGUGGGUCGAAGAGCCGUAGCUCCUCAAAAGCGAGCAAAUUGCUAGAUGAAAAUAUGCGCAGGAAGGUGAAGAAGAGCGGAGUCAAAAUCGACUCGGCCUCGUUGGACCAGUACAAGGUCCAGAGUCACGAGAAGCUUCUUAAGGUCACCAUGAAGAAGGAAAUCAAGUCCCCACGACAGCGGGGGUCAAAGCCCCAGGCAGGAGAAGAAAAAUCAAAAACAGGAGAGGGCAAGCAAACGGAUGAGGGCGAGGAUAGCAUGCAUCGCGAAAUCAAGUCCCCACGACAGCGGGGGUCAAAGCCCCAGGCAGGAGAAGAAAAAUCAAAAACAGGAGAGGGCAAGCAAACGGAUGAGGGCGAGGAUAGCAUGCAUCGCGACUACGUGGACAAGUACAAGAAGGAAAAUGGCCACGCUGAAAAUGAUGUGGCAGCAGCAAGCCGGGCACAGGAUCACGCCCAGGAUGAUGGAUCUGGAGAAGCGGUAGUCCACUUAGGAGGGACUGAAAAAACCGCGGACGAUGAGUAUGCCGAUGAUUGCGGUCCUGACUAUUGCAACACGGAUCCAAUUUGCACCACUAAAAAAAGAGUCGGCAAGGGCAGAGCAGUGUGCCUCACCAAAAAAUGCGCUUGCUCUGCACGGGAAUUCCAGACUGAUCAAGAAUACACAGACCAACGCAAGGCACAGGAUUUGGCCCAGGUUGAUGAAAGUGACCCGAGAUCUGGACAAAAGGGAGUCCGUCCAGAUGGAAAUGGAAAACCCGGGGAAUCAGCAAAUGACGAGAAAGGGGACGAUAGGUAUGCCGAUCGCUACGGUCCUGGCCAUCGUGAAAGGGAUCCAAUUUCCAGCCCUGACAAAGGAGUUGAGAAAAGCAUGGCCGUGUGCCACCAAUGCGCUUGCGUUGCCCGGGAAGCCCAAACUGAUGAUGAAUCAAUCAAGAAAGAGGCGAGGUUGACUCAAACGGAUCUGCAGUUGAAAGAGGAGAGACCCACCCAAACUGACUUUCAGGGGAGUCUACACGAGAGACCUACCCAGACCGACAUGGACGGCAGUCGCCACGAGAGACUUACCCAAACCGAUCUCCAGGGGAGUCAAUACAAAGGACUCGCCCAAACGGAGCCAGAACUCAGCCAUCAAAUUAACACCGCUGUGUCGCCUCUAUCGGGGGCGACUGUCAAAGAAUCGAAACAUGAUUUCGAAGAUGAUAUCCAAACUGCAUCUCAGAAAGAGAAUCCCUCAGCAGACCAGAAGCAAAUUCAAGGUCAGUAUUCGCCACCAAUUUCAUCAAGGAGAAGUUAUAGUCCCCAGUCCCCUUCUUCCCGAAAAUAUGAGAAAUUUAUUAGUCGAGGAUCCCUAACAGAAGAAGCUAAACCAGAUGCGGACACAAAAUGCAGUAGCAAUUGUGCCCGCUAUCGGGUCGGCCAGUGCCCCUGUAAGCCAGUGUCCCCCGGUCCCAGACAACGACCGAACGCCUACAAGGAGGAACAGUGUCUAAUCGACGACGGAGACAGUCCAGUUGGCGCAGCGGGUCGCUUAGAAAAGUCUUCGCCAUUCUGUGCUCCGUUGACUUCGGCGGAUAAGUGUGAUACGCAUCCAGUGGGAUGUAACUGUGACGUUAACCGAAAUGUCGAUAAGUCAACCCCUUCUGGCUCUACAGAGCAUACAGACCGAUCUAUGGCUUCGUCACCCGUGAAGUCCCAAAAGACAGUCCCCGCCAAUAUCGACCAGCAUCAACCCUACGAGUCGACGUAUCAGCAAAGCUACGGCCGCUCUGCGGAUCCAGGAAAUGGACAACGGGAUGUAGACAUCACCAGUUAUGACGAGGAUAAUGGACCGUCCACGGAGCGCAGCCCUGAGCACCCAAUUUUUCUAGACCACAGUCAGACACAAUUAGCCUGUGCCACUGAUUGCACCGGGCGUAAACUCUCCGGACGUAAUCUCUCCUAUGACAGCUACCAGGAACCACAGCCAACGUCAUGGCGUCUUGAGUAUGAUCAGUACUCAGAUGGCAGAGAAAUUAAUCCGGCCAAGCAAUCACUAGUUCCAAGACUGCCAGGACUGAGCCAGUUCGCUGCCAGCUUCCCCUGUGCCACAUACAACAAUGAUGAGUGCAAGAAUGGGCUGCCGAUUAUGGUCUGCGAGAAGCGGACACGCUCUGUCACCUUCGAGGAUAAGAGCGGUAAAGUGCGGAGGAUGCGCAAUAUUGUUGAGCACUGUCGAAGAAGCAUUGACUGGCAGCAGGUCUUGAAGCAUCGUAUAGUCGAGCGGGAUGGGGAUCGGGAUGGUGACAACACCAGUCAGUCGGAAGCUGCCUUUGGAGGAAACAGUUCCACAGACGAGGACGACUGCACCUACACUUGCCGAUCCAGCAGCUCUGCCGGCACCGAGAUGACCUGCGUAGAGUCAAACUAUGAUCUUCACGAGGACACCAGCAACUACGAACAUGACUCCAGAUCGCAGCCAAACUAUGGCAGUAUUCCGCAAUUUAAUCACUGUCCCUGCAUGCUCAGAACCUACGUCAGCCUGGCCUCCAUCUGCACGACCAACAGCACAUCCUUUCAGUAUGAAGGAGGAGCCGAGGCGUCAGCACAAAUUUGAAUUACGUUUUUACAAUUUUUAUUAUACAUCUUCGAGAGCCUCUAAGAAAAUUAAAUUUGAGUUGAAAUGAAA